AUGGGCGUUUCGGAUUGUAAUCGAUCUUCAGUCACUUCUUCUCGAUCUGGGUACCCCGCCAAGUUGCGCUGACGACAAAGGCGAGCACGCCUACUCCCAUAGUUCUACAACGAGCACCUCCAUACCUCUUAAAGUGUAUCUCUAUGCCCUUAUCGCUCGCGUGACCCCAUUCGAAGGAUUGGCCAUCGCCGAGCUGACCGUACCCGCACUUGUCCCGUUCGUCCUCUUGGUCCAGACCCUCUCCAAGCUUUCACCCAAAGGAUCCCUCCACUUCUCCACGGCGCGAUAUUGUCGCUCGACCCGCUCGGCUUCGACGAUGAACCUCCGCGCCCAGUUCUGCAUCUCGUCGCUGGCCAAGGCCGUCGAGGACGAGUGUGCCGCCGCCGGGGUCAUGGAUCGCGUCGAUGCCACUGAUGGAGGGUGA
Microbotryum saponariae is the source of this 424-nucleotide messenger RNA. The record is from the annotation of a GenBank genome assembly. Lineage: Eukaryota; Fungi; Basidiomycota; Microbotryomycetes; Microbotryales; Microbotryaceae.